Molecule: messenger RNA, 2130 nt
Organism: Aegilops tauschii subsp. strangulata
Lineage: Eukaryota; Viridiplantae; Streptophyta; Magnoliopsida; Poales; Poaceae
Product: ferredoxin--nitrite reductase, chloroplastic
Molecular function (GO): heme binding; oxidoreductase activity; iron-sulfur cluster binding
Source: RefSeq, a predicted model, not a curated record
CGCACCACACCCAUGGCCACCACCACCACCACCAUCACCGCCACAGCGCAGCAGCAGCAGCAGCAGCAGCACCACCACCACCACCACCACCACAAGCAGCGGCCAUGGCUUCCUCGGCCUCCCUGCAGAGCUUCCUCCCGCCCUCCGCCCACGCGGCGACGUCGUCGUCCCGGCACCGGCCCAGCCGCGCCCGCCCCUUCCAGUGCGCGGCCGUCUCCGCGCCGUCAUCCUCGGCCGCCUCGCCGUCGGCCUCGGCCGUCCCGGCGGAGCGGCUGGAGCCUCGCGUGGAGCAGCGGGAGGGCGGCUACUGGGUGCUCAAGGAGAAGUACCGCACCAGCCUGAACCCGCAGGAGAAGGUGAAGCUGGGCAAGGAGCCCAUGGCGCUCUUCACGGAGGGCGGCAUCAAGGAGCUCGCCAAGCUGCCCAUGGAGCAGAUCGACGCCGACAAGCUCACCAAGGAGGACGUCGACGUGCGGCUCAAGUGGCUCGGCCUCUUCCACCGCCGCAAGCAGCAGUAUGGGCGGUUCAUGAUGCGGCUGAAGCUGCCCAACGGCGUGACGACGAGCGAGCAGACGCGCUACCUGGCCGGCGUGAUCGAGAAGUACGGCAAGGAGGGGUGCGCCGACGUGACGACCCGGCAGAACUGGCAGAUCCGCGGCGUGACGCUGCCGGACGUGCCGGAGAUCCUGGAGGGGCUCCGCUCCGUUGGCCUCACCAGCCUGCAGAGCGGCAUGGACAACGUGCGCAACCCCGUCGGCAGCCCGCUCGCCGGCAUCGACCCCCUCGAGAUCGUCGACACGCGCCCCUACACCAACCUCCUCUCCUCCUACAUCACCAACAACUCCGAGGGCAACCUCGCCAUCACCAACCUUCCUAGGAAGUGGAACGUGUGCGUGAUCGGUACCCAUGACCUGUACGAGCACCCGCACAUCAACGACCUGGCGUACAUGCCGGCCGAGAAGGACGGCAAGUUCGGGUUCAACCUGCUGGUGGGCGGGUUCAUCAGCCCCAAGAGGUGGGGCGAGGCCCUGCCGCUCGACGCCUGGGUCCCCGGCGACGACAUCAUCCCGGUCUGCAAGGCCGUCCUCGAGGCUUUCCGCGACCUCGGCACCAGGGGCAACCGCCAGAAGACGCGCAUGAUGUGGCUCAUCGACGAGCUCGGGAUGGAGGCGUUCCGGUCGGAGAUCGAGAAGAGGAUGCCGAACGGCGUGCUGGAGCGCGCGGCGGCCGAGGACCUGAUCGACAAGAAGUGGGAGCGGCGCGACUACCUCGGCGUGCACCCGCAGAAGCAGGAGGGGCUCUCCUUCGUGGGCCUGCACGUGCCCGUCGGCCGGCUGCAGGCCGCCGACAUGUUCGAGCUGGCCCGCCUCGCCGACGAGUACGGCUCCGGCGAGCUCCGCCUCACCGUGGAGCAGAACAUCGUCCUCCCCAACGUCAAGAACGAGAAGGUGGAAGCUCUGCUCGCCGAGCCGCUGCUGCAGAAGUUCUCGGCGCACCCGUCGCUGCUGAUGAAGGGGCUGGUGGCGUGCACGGGCAACCAGUUCUGCGGGCAGGCCAUCAUCGAGACCAAGGCGCGGGCGCUGCAGGUGACGCGCGACGUGGAGGCGCGCGUGUCCGUGCCCAGGGCGGUGCGCAUGCACUGGACGGGGUGCCCCAACAGCUGCGCGCAGGUGCAGGUGGCCGACAUCGGCUUCAUGGGCUGCCUCACCAAGAACAGCAGCGGCAAGAUCGUCGAGGCGGCGGACAUCUUCGUCGGCGGCCGCGUCGGCAGCGACUCGCACCUCACCGGGGUGUACAAGAAGGCGGUGCCGUGCGAGGACCUGGUGCCCCUCGUCGCCGACCUCCUGGUGGAGCGGUUCGGGGCCGUGCCCAGGGAGAGGGAGGAGGACGAGGAGUAGGCCGGCUAGGAGCACCACCGGCUGAUCUUCUUCUCCUGAUCUCGAUCGCCUCUGUCGUCGGCUCGUCGCACACGUAGAGAUGGGCUGCGGCUGAUGUAAAGUAGGCAACGCCAUGCUUCCAUGGCGCACGCUUGUACCACGUUUUUGGUUUGUUGUCGGAGCCCAAAGUUUUCCGGUUACGUUACAGGGAUGAUUGAAUUGAUGAUAUAAAUAAAGAAGCAGAUUAUAUGUA